Messenger RNA from Macadamia integrifolia, 1357 nucleotides. RefSeq names its product 1-aminocyclopropane-1-carboxylate oxidase-like. The transcript is spliced from 4 exons. The coding region runs from base 108 to 1100 and encodes 330 amino acids. Lineage: Eukaryota; Viridiplantae; Streptophyta; Magnoliopsida; Proteales; Proteaceae. The record is from RefSeq and is a predicted model, not a curated record.
UGGCAAGGAGAGAAAGAGAGACUUUGCAGGAAGAUAUACAGAGAUAGAAACAGAGGCAGACAGACAGACAGAGAGAGAGAGAGAGAGAGAGAGAGAGAGAGAGAGCUAUGGAGUCAUUUCCAGUAAUUAACAUGGAGAAGCUCAAUGGUGAGGAGAGAGGUGCCACCAUGGAGUUGAUUAGAGAUGCUUGUGAGAACUGGGGCUUCUUUGAGAUGGUGAACCAUGGGAUGUCACAUGAGCUGAUGGACACAGUGGAGAGGCUGACCAAGGAGCACUACAAGAAGUGUAUGGAGCAGAGGUUCAAGGAGUUGGUGGCAAGCAAGGCCCUUGAAGGUGUUGAAACUGAAAUCGAAGACAUGGACUGGGAGAGCACCUUCUUCUUGCGCCACCUCCCUGACUCCAACAUGUCUGAAAUUCCUGAUCUUGAUGAUGAUUACAGGAAAGCAAUGAAGGAAUUUGCAGUAGGAUUGGAGAAAAUGGCAGAGCAACUACUAGAACUACUGUGUGAGAAUCUGGGUCUUGAGAAAGAUUACCUCAAGAAGGCCUUCUGUGGAUCCAAGGGCCCAACUUUUGGGACUAAGGUGAGCAACUACCCACCUUGCCCUCGCCCUGAGCUGAUCAAAGGGCUCCGUGCUCACACCGAUGCCGGAGGAGUCAUCCUGCUCUUCCAGGACGACCAGGUUAGCGGCCUCCAGCUGCUCAAAGAUGGCCAAUGGAUCGAUGUCCCUCCUAUGCGCCACUCCAUUGUUAUCAACCUUGGAGACCAACUCGAGGUGAUCACAAAUGGGAAAUACAAGAGUGUGAUGCACAGGGUGAUAGCCCAAACAGACGGCAACAGAAUGUCGAUUGCAUCAUUCUACAACCCGGGUAGCGAUGCAGUGAUAUACCCAGCACCAGAAUUGGUGGCCAAGAACAAAGAGGAACAGGCAGAAGUGGAUUCCGAUGAUCAGCAAUGCCAGGUGGUUUAUCCAAAGUUUGUGUUUGAGGACUACAUGAAGCUGUACGCAGGGCUUAAGUUUCAGGCCAAGGAGCCAAGGUUUGAGGCCAUGAAGACCAUGAAAUCUACUGUCACCUUAGGGGGUCCCAUUGCCACAGUUUAAAGAUCGAGUUAGAGAGUUAAGACUCGGAAAUGAAUGCAUCCAUUUAUGAUAUUUAUUUACAGUGAAGCUUGGUGUUUGUUUCGUGUGUGUCUGGUUUUAAUACUUAAUUAGUCCUAGUGGGUUUGUGAAUGUCUCUCUUUGUGGUCGUCCAGCUUAUAUAUGGAAAUAUUUACUGUAAUUGAUGUGUUAAUCUCAGUAUAUAUACUUUGUAGUUAAGGUCAUACAAGAGAAAUUAAUCUCUCUUCUUUGUCUCCAAA